Cyphellophora europaea CBS 101466 is the source of this 2034-nucleotide messenger RNA. RefSeq lists its product as uncharacterized. The transcript has a single exon. Gene Ontology annotation, molecular function: DNA-directed DNA polymerase activity; damaged DNA binding. Gene Ontology annotation, cellular component: replication fork; nucleus; site of double-strand break. Gene Ontology annotation, biological process: error-prone translesion synthesis; response to radiation. Lineage: Eukaryota; Fungi; Ascomycota; Eurotiomycetes; Chaetothyriales; Cyphellophoraceae. The record is from RefSeq and is a predicted model, not a curated record. Bases 1 to 2034 code for a protein of 677 amino acids.
AUGGCCGGAGCCUGCAAUGCUACCGGUAGUACCGAUCUAGAAGGCGAUGAUGACAAGCCGCGAUCCCGCUUCACGUACCGCGACCUCCGCCUCCUCAGCAAGGCCUCGGUCGAGUCGCCCCUUCGCGUCAUCACGCUGAUUGAUUUCGACUGCUUCUACGCGCAAUGUGAGUCUGGCCGUCUGGGACUGUCCCCGGAACAGCCACUGGGAGUCCAGCAGUUCAAGCACGUCAUUGCCAUCAAUUACGCCGCGCGAGCUGCCGGGCUCAAAAAGGUCGUGUCGGCGGAUGAGGCCAGGAAGAAGUGCCCUUCUAUCGUCCUCCAGCAUGUGCCGACGUGGAGACCGGGUGACACGACCUGGAGGUAUCGGGAUGAUGCGCUCCAGCAUAUGGACAGUGACAAGGCUUCGUUGGACUAUUACAAGCUGCAGUCACGGGAAGCCAUGGAGGUCUUGAAGCAGACCUUACCUGGGCCGCAGCGAAUUGAACGGGCCGGCAUCGAUGAGACGUACGUCGAUCUAUCAGCUCCGGUCUACGGCAUCCUCGUUCAGAGGUACCCUGAACUAGCUGAAGAUGGGCAGCCCCUUGAUGCUUGCUUGCCGCCCGUGCCGAUGUCUCCCCUUGAUUGGGAAGAUUCUGCAGUUGAAGAAGGCCAAUCCGUCGAUGUUCCGCCGCCGCCACACGACUGGGACACCGUCUGUCUCUUCAUCGGCGCUCAGCUCGUGCGAUCUAUCCGCAACGCAAUAUUUGAGAAAUUGCAAUACACAUGUUCAGCAGGCAUCGCCCGCAACAAAGUCCUCGCGAAACUCGGCUCCGGUCACAACAAGCCUAACAAGCAAACAGUCAUCCUCAACUACGGCAUUUCCUCCUUCUUAGCCAGCUACAAAUUCACCAAGCUCCGCGGACUGGGCCGCAAGCUAGGUCGCGAAGUCAUCGAUGCCUUCAAGACCGAACAGCUGUCCGAACUCGCAUUAAUCCCACUCUCGACCAUGCGCGCAAAGCUCGGCUCAUCCGAAGGCACCUGGGUCUACAACGUGAUCCGAGGCGUCGAAUACAGCGAGGUCGUCUCGCGCACCCAGCUCAAGAGCGUCCUGUCCGCAAAGACAUUCAUGCCUCCCAUCACCCGCAUCCAGCAAGCCGAGCCCUGGCUCGACAUCUUCGCCGCCGACAUUGUCGCCCGCCUAGAAGACCUUGGAGGACAGCGACCCAGAACCAUCGCCGUACACGUCCAGGUCCAUGGCCCACGGCACCCGGGCCGCUCAAAGCAGGGGCCUGUACCCACGGGCGUCAAAGUCGACGCGCACACCCUCGCCAAGCUCGCGAGGGACCUACUCGCGGCGCUGGAGAGGGAGGGCACCACGUGGCCGCUCGUCACGCUGAGCGUCGACGUCUCCAAUCUCCAAGAGGUCGAAAAGGCCAGGACGUCCAUCUCUUCGCUCUUGGCUGCGCAAGGCAGGAUUAGCAGAAACGGCGAGUCGCCGCCAGUAGCAGUAGCAGAGCCCAUGUGGCGGCCAACAGCGACGCCUCCUCCACCAAGCAAACAUAGGGCGGGAAAACGCACACUCCUCGACUUCCAAGGCUUUGCCGGUGGCGCUACUGGCAGUCCCUUUGGAACCACCAAGAAGGCACGCCAUGAUGCGGGUGUACCGUGUCCGCCGCCCCUCUUAGAUGGAACUGAAGCUGAAGCUGAAGUCGACAAUGGCAGACGAGAGCGAGAUUCGGCACCAGCAGCAGCAGCAGCAGCAGUGAUGUCCACAGCAAACACUGGCACGAGUCCCAGUAUUGGAGGCAGAGGUAGAGGCAGAGGCAGUGGCGCUGCUGCGGCCGUUGAGGCAGGUGAUGCCGAUGACGAUGCCAAUGCCGACGAAGACGAAGAGGAGCAGGCGGAGCAGGCGGAGCAGGCGGAGCAGGAAGGAGGAAAUGGAGGAGGCUCCUAUCUCUGCCCGACAUGCCACGACUCGGUGCCGGAAGCCGCUGUGCUGGAGCACCUGGACUGGCAUGCUGCGAUGGAAUUGCAGGAGAAUGGGCUAACUUGA